Messenger RNA from Pedinophyceae sp. YPF-701, 693 nucleotides. Lineage: Eukaryota; Viridiplantae; Chlorophyta; Pedinophyceae. The record is from the annotation of a GenBank genome assembly.
AUGGCGUGCCCGGUGCAUGCCCCAGCGCUCCGCGCGGGCGCGAUUCGCCCCCAGGCCCCUCAAUCGGUGCGGCGAGUCCAAGCCAGGUCACCGCUGCGCAGCGCGCGCCAGGUGGCGUUCCGCCGCGGCCCGUGCGCUCCGCGCGCAGCCCAGGACGUGCGGGUCCCGACGGACCCCACCGUGCGCCUCGAGCGCGUCGAGGUGCAGGGCGGAGAGUUCAACGUGCGAGGGAUCCUGGAGGUCGACGGCCCGAAGGACCUCGUGUACGCGGUGCUUUGCGACUACGAUGCUGCGGCCGACAUCUUCCACAACGUUCUGGAGUCCUCCGCGGAGGACCUGGGGGCCGGGCGGCUGAAGCUCAUGCAGACGUGCAGGUGGUCGUUUUUGCUGUUCGGGGGUUCGUUCGAGUCCGAGAUCGACGUGGUGAAGGACGAGGCCGCGGGUCUGAUCACGUUCGAGCUGGUUCAGUCGGGAUUUAUGAACUCGUUCAGCGGCAAGUGGAAGGUGGUCGAGGGCACGGACGGGCGGUGCGUCGUGGAGCACGACAUGGCCACGACGCCGAAGCUCGCGCCGCCAGGGCCCAUGGCCGGCUACACGCGGAAGAUUUUCGGCUCGCAGGUGACGCGGCUGCUCGAGGACCUCGCGGCGGAGGUGGCGCGGCGGCAGAUGGCCCAGAAGGCAGAGCAGAACUAA